This is a messenger RNA of Xenopus laevis (African clawed frog), 1072 nucleotides long. RefSeq names its product dimethyladenosine transferase 2, mitochondrial (gene tfb2m.S). The record is from RefSeq and is a predicted model, not a curated record. Lineage: Eukaryota; Metazoa; Chordata; Amphibia; Anura; Pipidae. Bases 36 to 419 code for a protein of 127 amino acids. The transcript is spliced from 4 exons.
UUUCCUUUAAACUGGAUCCCUUGAGACAUGGGACCAUGCAGCCUCCUGUAUUGUACUCCAGUGUACUCUUCAAUUCACUUUGCAUACCAGAAGCCUCCCGGACAAAAGAUGUUCCUUUCAAAGUCAUCGGGCUCUUGCCACAAAAAAAUGAAAGUACUUUUCUUUGGAAACAGAUUUAUAAUCUUUAUGACAGAAAUAUAUCUAUAUACAGAUAUGGAAGAAUUGAGUUAAAUAUGUUUCUAAGCGAAAAGCAAUAUAUGAUCGUUCCAAAUGAUCAUUUAUGUUUAGAGAGAAUAACUCCCAGGAGAGAUCUAUUUACUAAUAGUCUGACUCGAGGAAAUGGCAAUAUAUUUAUUGUAAUGGUAAAGCAGUGCCUUGGAAAGAGAAAAGCAAAACCUGUAGAUCGACUGAAUUCCUAGGAUCCAGGAAAUGGGCACAAACUGUUAAGACAGUUAGCACUUCCUGAGGAUAUACUGACAGGAGAUGUUACUUAUGAACAGUAUAAACAACUUUUUGAAGCCAUGGAGUGUUCAGAAGAGUUCAACAAGAGUUGAAUUUUUGAUGAAACAUUAGAAGAUAUGCAACAAAAUGCAUUUUCAAUGUAGAAUGCUUUAACAAUGCAAACAGACUGUCAUGCAAAGGGAAACUGUUACCAGUGCAAAGUGUUCUCAUUCCAGUGGAUGUGUUGUAGCAUUUACUUUUGUGAGGGGACUUGAAAAACAUUGAGAAGCAUUUACCAAAUGAACCUGAACAAGACCACUAGUUUUACUUAUCAGUCAAAAGCACCUUAUGUGGUGGUCUUCUUGUUAAUUUUUUUUUAAAUAUUUAAAUAAACACUUUAUAGUGAGACUGAAAUUAAACCAACUGUACUUUAAGAUGUACAUAUACAAAUGCAUUUAUGGCAUUAAAAACUUUUUCUGCCAGGAUUAAUCCUUAAGCUCUGCUUUUCUGCAUUUGUCUUCUUUAUUCUUAGAUCUGGAGUGUGGAACUCAAAGGUGUUGAGUUUGCAUUGUCAGUUAAAAGAUGGGUUUAUUAAGUAUAUUAUUUAUAAAAUGCUUAUAAUCACUGUUUG